GAUUUCAAGGCCCUCUGUAACGUCGCUCGGAACCAAAAACAAAACCCUCUGUCACUACAAAACACCAUCGCAACGUCUCUCUGUCUCCUUAGUUCGUUCGGUAUCGCCUCCUCCACUGUCGACCUCGGUGGAUAUCUCUCGGUAUUCAGAUAUAAACGUUAUUGCUGGAAUCAUUUGUUCAUCACAUUGGUUAUUUCUACAGUUCAGUCAACAAGAGCGAAAGAUGCUCGGUGAUGGGGGGGAAUCCCCUUCUCGCUAUGAAUUGCUGAGUAUGGUGAAGAAACAUUCGAACUUAAUAGGGAGAACUAUAGUAGAUGAACAAGAUGCUUCCGACGUUGAAAUGGAUCAAAGGUUUUGGCAUGACGUUAUGGAUUUGUAUUUUAUUGGUGGGAGGGAGUCGAAGGACCAGCAGGAUGACGAUCUCUUAUUCUUUGUUAAAAAAAUGAGCUUGCAUCAGCAUGGCAAUGAUAAUUUGGAGGGAAACGCUCCUUACUUUGUUCGCAGGUGGGCUGUGAAGUUGGAUGAUUUAGUUGGAGAGAGCUCAAUGAUUGUAGAUUGGAGGCGGUCAUUAUACUUGAACCUAAUUGCCCACACUUCAUAUAGUGUAACAGUGGCAAUUUGCAGUCAUCAAUCCCUUCAGAAUCAUCAGAGUAGCCAACAAACACCACUAUCUCCUAUAUACAAGAUCGUGAAAACCGUCUAUGCAUCUCCAAGCCGUGUUAAUUUUCACCUGGACUCAAGAAAGGAAGUAGAGACAAAACCUGCAUAUCCAGAGAUAUGUUUUGCAGUUGAUGACUUUGAUUCUACCUUUGAUGCUGUAGUUUUGACCGAUACAGAUCACUGCUACUGUGUACUUCUAAAUGCGGUCGGUGGGGCAGCAUUUCCCAGAGAAAAGCCACUACAAGAUGAUAAUUCUAGUGAAAAUUCCAGUCCGAAACAUAAUGUGGAUGCCGGAAAAACUAAUAAAACGAAGCUUACUCUUUUCUCGGGAUUCGUCAGCUACCAAAUGGUUCGUGAAGCUUAUGAUGCUGGGAAGUCUGGAUUCGAAAGCUUAUUGCCAUUUGGUCAUUCUUCUGGCAAAACAGACAGGAUAUACAUGAAAGGUCCUGGAGGUCGUGGGGAAGUUGAGGUGGCGGUUUCUGGCGUUGUAGAUAGGAGCCUAGAUGAAUCUGGCCCUCACUCAUCCCUCAAUACAUCAUCGCAAGGAGGAAAUAAGUUCGGUGCAUUGGUUCGCAAAGCUGCAUCUGUGGCUCAGGUGGCUGCAAAAAACGCAUAUGCCGCUGCUUCCUCAAAUCGGAAUUCAGAUGGAGGGAUGGUCCCACUCAAAUGCUGCCUCAUGUCCAUAUCACUUCCUUGGGAACAUAUUGCUUAUGAUCUGCUUUUUAAGGGAAGCGCGCCGGUCAACUUGUAGGAGAAGAUGGGGGGCAAGUAUGUUUGUUACGAAUGUUGUAUAUAUAGAUAUCGUUUGAUUUGUUUGUAUCCAAAUGUUGUUUUUCGGUCCUUUUUAUGGGAAGCUUAUUAUUUGUUUGCAAAUGUGUAAUGUAUUUUCUAGAGAUUUAAGACCUUUAGAGGCCAUGGCAACUACAUGUUACUGACGCUAGAUGCUAGAAAUAAGUUCCGGUUAAUAUGCAGAUUGGCCCAUGAAAUGGUGGAGUAAUGAAAUCACCAUUUGU
This is a messenger RNA of Cynara cardunculus var. scolymus (artichoke), 1673 nucleotides long. RefSeq lists its product as uncharacterized. NCBI's taxonomy places the organism in Eukaryota, Viridiplantae, Streptophyta, Magnoliopsida, Asterales, Asteraceae. The coding region runs from base 224 to 1411 and encodes 395 amino acids. The record is from RefSeq and is a predicted model, not a curated record. The transcript has 14 exons.